Molecule: messenger RNA, 1393 nt
Organism: Moneuplotes crassus
Lineage: Eukaryota; Ciliophora; Spirotrichea; Euplotida; Euplotidae
Source: the annotation of a GenBank genome assembly
UGGAAGGAAGAGUUUAAUUUAAAUGGUUGACAUUAAAAUACAGAGUUUGGUCUUGGUCAAUGUUCUGUCUAAUAUAUGAUAUGCUGUUAUUGUACCGUUCUUACCGAUUGAGUUGGAUAAGUAUGACCUGCCAGUGGAAGUAUUUGGGUAUAUAUUUGGGGUUUAUGCACUUGCGAUAAUGCUUGGGUCGCUUUUUAUUGGAAAGUUACUCGCAACUUUUGGGCGAAAGAAAAUACUUAUAGCAGGAAUUUUCUCAAUGGGGCUUUGUAUGCUUGGAUUCUCUUUGAUAGAUUUUAUCCAUGACAAAGUAAUGCUGGUAACUGCAUGCUUAAUAAUGAGAUGCUUGCAAGGAAUGUCAUCAAGUAUGAUUCAGACUACAUCAUAUGCGAUCGUAACAGUUUGAUAUCCGGAGCAGAAAAAGAAAUAUUUAGGAAUCAUGGAAACAGCAAUUGGAAUAGGAUUGUGAACUGGACCAAUGAUAGGAUCUCUGCUUUAUUCAUUUCUAGGAUUUAAACCGACCUUCUACAUCAUUGGGUUUGCUUUUGAAGUGCUUGGUCCUAUCCUUUUCUUUGUCAUACCAAGCGCAAUAGAUACUAAAGAUACUCCUCAUCUUGACUGUAGUAAGAAUUCAUCUGGGGUAUCAUCAAAACUAAAGCCUGUAAGCUAUAUUUCAUUGUUAACAAACCCGAAAUAUCUGAUAAACUCGGUCGUGCCUUUUUUGGCAUACUUUAAUUUGGUUUAUCUUGAGCCAGUUCUUGCUCUCAGAGUGCUAAGUUUUGGAGUAGCUCCUUAUUUUACAGGAAUACUUGUAUCUGUCUGAUUUGUGGGGUAUACAAUUGCAAGUAUUUGAAUGACUAAUCCCCAUCUUCAGAAUUAUGAUAGUAAGAAACUUAUCCAAAUUGGGUUAUUGCUAUGCGGAAUAUCUCAUCUGUUUAUGGGACCUGCAGUUUUCUUACCUAAUAAGCUUUGGAUUAUUGGAAUCGGUCAAUAUUUUGUGGGAACGUUCUCAGUUCUCCUUUUGAUCCCAAGCUUGCCUGAAAUGAUUCACAUAGCUAAUCAAUUAUAUCCUCAUCAAAAACUUGAGUCUUCCGACCUUUCUUCAGGAGUGUUUAACUCAAUGCUUGGAUUGGCACAGAUGAUUGGUCCCCUUUUUGGAAGCUAUAUGACAAGCAUUUUUGGCUUCAGAACUUGUGGGACUUCAGCAUCUGUGAUACUUCUAAGUUUUGCUAUCGUCUAUUUCCUAAUAGAAUUCAGAAAGGCUCCUGUAAAACCCCAAGAGGUUUUGUUAGAGUUUAGUGAUCAAAAAUUAAUGGAUGAUGAUCAGAAAUCAUUUGAAAAUCAAGGCUAAAUAAGAGUUCAUAAAGAGAUAGGAAAUAACUCUCCUUCCCAUUUC